AUGCCCCUUUUUUUCUUAUUACAUUAUUCUGACAUUGUUGCUAUCCAAUUCUUUCGCUCCUCUUUUGUCGUUACCUUGACUGUAGCUUUCAAGUGUUCAGAAUAACUUAAGAUCUUGCUCACACUACCUCCACGAGGGAAAUUUAACAGCCCUCCGCCGUGCCAGAAAGACCGGUAAAAACAGGGUCUCCCGUGCUGUCGGUGCUACAGUUGUGAUAUCAAUGACUAAAAUGUUAGUACAAAAGGUGUUCUCCUUGAGAUUGGGAAGAUUAGUGAUGAGUAUGUUAUCCUACCUUGUGAAACUUGAAGACCUUGUGGAAGCAAUAUAGUUGACCCUCUCAGAUACUUUUCAUCUAUAACAAAGUGUGAAGAUCCUGAAGCUUGCACCAUCCUCCUCCGUGUUCCCCCUAUGGAUAUCCUUUACGAAAUCAAAUGCAAUCUGCAAGACGCAGUAGCUGUAGCGCGCAAUGUGUUUUUCUACCGCCGGUUAGCUUCUGAAGGUGGCGCAGUCGAGGUGGAUAUCUCUGUGCAUCUUGCCGAGAUCUCAGAAUCUAUCGAAGGUAUGCAACAGUGGCCAUACAAGGGAGUUGUAGAAGCCCUCGAAGUCAUUCCUAGAGCACUGAUCGCGAACUUUAUGUGCUAGCCCAAUCAGAGGACUCACCUAGUUACGUACGAAGCAUCUUGCGAAGGAGCAUGCCCGGGGCAUUGACGGCGAGACCGGUAAGAUUGUUGACAUGGAGGAAUAUGGUGUCUGGGAGCCUGAGGCGGUAAAGCCGCAAAGCGUCAAGACAGCUAUUGAGGUGAGAAAAGAAACUCACCUAAGCGCUUGGAUUCACGUGUCACUAAUAAUUUCUCUAGUCUACUCGGCUUCAACUUCGUGUAGAUGAAAUCUGCAGUGCCAAGGGAGCUAAACAGAGUGGCAGGGCUGGCAGGGGUCAAGAGGAA
Tuber aestivum (summer truffle) is the source of this 944-nucleotide messenger RNA. Lineage: Eukaryota; Fungi; Ascomycota; Pezizomycetes; Pezizales; Tuberaceae. The record is from the annotation of a GenBank genome assembly.